This is a messenger RNA of Polistes dominula (European paper wasp), 1815 nucleotides long. RefSeq lists its product as uncharacterized. The record is from RefSeq and is a predicted model, not a curated record. NCBI's taxonomy places the organism in Eukaryota, Metazoa, Arthropoda, Insecta, Hymenoptera, Vespidae.
AUGAUAGAUUCCAGGUUGACCGCAUAUAAUGCAGUCAACGACAAAUUGCCUACUAAUCCUUAUGAUAGUGAUCACAAUGCUAUAGCUAUGUUGCUAGAUACAACCAAUGCAUUUGGUGGUCUUUCCCCAGCGAACCUAACCAUAGGGGAGAUCAACGAGUACAUCGCAAAACUGGAGGACACAAUACUAAACGCCAUAGAUGCAGUUGUUCCAAUCUCUAAACGACGGAUUAGAAAGGGCUGCUUAAGAUUUGUGAACACCAAGAUCAAAAAACUCCACAAAUACAAAUCUAAGCUCAUUACAGCAUUAGCGAAAAUUGACAGGCAAGAACUGGUCAAGGAGUUCAGACGGGCAGAAUCAUCCUAUUGGGAAGCACUAGCAAAGGAUAUCAACUUCCGUGACCCGAACAAAUUCUUCCAAAACAUCAGUUCUCAUUUUAGGCAUAAAGAACCCCCGCAUAUAGACGACCUCUUGAUAGACCGAAACAACAAUUUAUACCCUAUUGAAAUCUUGGGACCCGAACCGGCAACCAUAGUCAACGACAAGAUUCGGAUCACUCAACCAUCAACUAAAUUAAAUGUUAUUGGAAAAUAUUUCAAGUCUAUCAAUUCUCCACGGUACACGAACAAUAAUACAGAAACAAAAAGGAAAGCCGACGAGGCAGCCAACAGCAUCAAAGCACAACUCCACAAUAACAGAAUUACCUCACGCACGCAUACUACAUUCUCUGUAAACAACCGAGCUUUCUCUCCCAUUGCAGAUCAAAUCGAGCGGGCUUACUUUCACUCCCACCUGGAAGUCAGAGCUUUACUAAAGACAGCAAAAAAUAAGACAUCUUGUGGACUUGACAAAAUCCCGAUGAUUGUAUUAAAAUAUAUACCAACGGAACUAAUCAUGGAUAUCACUACCAUAUUCAACAAUUGUCUGAACCACUCGUAUUACCCUGAAAGAUGGAAGAGGGCUAAGAUAAACAUCAUGGAACACGUGGAGAAUAACAACAUCAUUCCGGAUAACCAAUACGGGUUUAAAUCAAGUCACUCGACCACUCAUGCCAUCCAUAAAUUCGCGUCGGAUUUGAAUAAAUACUUACUCAAUAGCAUGCUGAUUGGGACAGUAUUAUUAGAUUUAGAAAAAGCUUUUGACUCAGUCUGGCUCAAUGGCCUGAUCUACAUUUUAUUGGAGCGUAAUUUCCAGAAGGAACUGAUACUCCUCAUCUAUGACAUGUUACACUGGAAAUCGUUCGUAGUCUGGAAUGGUACUCUCACUUCCUCACUAACCUUCUGGAUAAGGGAAGGACUCCAACAGGAAACAGUAACAGCCCCAAUUCUGUUCAACAUAUAUAAUAGUGAAAAUUUAAAUCUAUUCGAUUUGAACUCAGGUAACCAAACCCUUUCCAGUGUUUACGUCGACGAUCUAGUGGUAUAUGUUGCUGACAGGAAAAUACCUAUUAUACAGCAAAAAUUAGAAAAGAUAAUUAACGAUAUAAAUACCUAUUACAAACUCUGGAACCUACGGAUCAACCCCACCAAAAGUGAAACUAUAUUGUUUCGCAAAACGGUCAACGAGAUUUCACCACUAACGGUACCACUAAUUAAAGACUUUAGUAGUAAAAUCAGUGACAUUAAUACAGACACAUCCAACGAAAUCCCAAGGAAGGAUCUAGUCAAAUACCUGGGAAUCAAUUUCGACUAUCUCCUACGGAUGAAUAAACACCAUACUAUUCAACUAGACAAAGCGAAAAAAGCUUUUCGGGCCAAUGCAAAAAUCUUCUACAAUCGUCACAUGGAGCAUAAAGCUAAAUUAAUUUGUUAUUAA